Messenger RNA from Dissoconium aciculare CBS 342.82, 1930 nucleotides. Its product is annotated as imidazole glycerol phosphate synthase HisHF. Gene Ontology annotation, molecular function: imidazoleglycerol-phosphate synthase activity; oxo-acid-lyase activity. Lineage: Eukaryota; Fungi; Ascomycota; Dothideomycetes; Mycosphaerellales; Dissoconiaceae. The transcript is spliced from 2 exons. Gene Ontology annotation, biological process: L-histidine biosynthetic process. Bases 254 to 1897 code for a protein of 547 amino acids. The record is from RefSeq and is a predicted model, not a curated record.
CUGCGAACGAAAUAUAGUGUAAAAAAGAGUCAUCAGUCGCCGAGCAAGCGAUCGGAUAAGAAUUUCGAUAUAUGCAGGCACAAACUCAGGCACGUUCGUGAAUGUAAACUCCCGAGCAUAACUCUUGCAAGAACAUAGACGAAUCUCUAUCACCAAGUCCAUUGAGUCAUCGUCGGCAGCACGGUUGCGAAAUUGUGCUUCUGCAAUCCGACUCGAACUUUAUCGUCAGAGAAAAGACGCCUAUCCGUUGAGCAUGCCGGUCGUGCACCUCCUGGACUAUGCCGCGGGCAACAUUCGUUCGCUCGUGAAUGCAAUUGAGAAGCUCGGUUGGCAGGUGGAAUGGGUGAAGACACCGGCAGACGUUCACAAGGCAGAGAAACUAAUCUUACCCGGCGUUGGUCAUUUCGGGCACUGCUUGACACAAUUCGCCAAUGCCGGCUACGUCGAGCCGGUGCGAGAGCACAUCAAAUCAGGCAAGCCAUUCAUGGGCAUCUGUGUCGGACUCCAAGCUCUUUUCGAGGGAUCUUCGGAGAACCCUGCUGUCCCUGGUCUGGGGAUCGCCCGUGGUCGCUUAGAGAGAUUUGACAACUCCAACAAGAGUGUCCCUCACAUCGGAUGGAACUCGGCAAAUACUCGCAAGGAUGGUUCGCAAGAUGUGAGCAUUUACGGCAUGCGACCUGACAGCAAAUACUAUUACGUUCACUCAUACGCAGUCCCAUAUAAGAAGGGCGAGUUAGAGAAGGAUGGAUGGACAGUAGCAACAGCGCGUUACGGUGAUGAAGAAUUCGUCGGAGCAAUCGCACGAGACAACAUCCUCGCCACUCAGUUCCAUCCAGAAAAGAGUGGAGCUGCAGGGCAACGGGUUCUUAAGGCGUUCCUCGAAGGCAAUCGUCACGCAACGAUCAAGGACCUGACAGAGUUUUCGACUCAGGAGGGUCUCACUCGCCGGGUCAUUGCAUGCCUUGAUGUGCGGACGAACGAUCAGGGGGAUCUUGUAGUCACCAAAGGCGAUCAGUACGACGUGCGCGAGAAGUCGGGCAAUGCUGUACGCAAUCUUGGUAAACCGGUACAGAAGGCGCAACAGUAUUACGAACAGGGCGCAGACGAGGUCACGUUCCUAAACAUCACCUCCUUUCGGGAAACGCCCUUGCGCGAUUUGCCGAUGCUGGAAGUCCUCAGACAAGCAUCUGCAACGGUCUUUGUGCCGCUCACGAUUGGAGGAGGCAUCCGAGAUACCCACGAUCCUGAAACCGGGAAAACCGUGCCAGCGCUGGAAGUUGCCACACUUUACUUUCAAUCGGGCGCCGACAAAGUCUCAAUCGGCUCUGAUGCUGUCACUGCCGCGGAGCAGUACUUCUCAUCUGGCCGGACUCUGACAGGCAAGACUGCUAUCGAGUCUAUAAGUCAAGCUUACGGUGCGCAAGCCGUAGUGGUAUCGAUCGACCCAAAGCGGGUAUACGUGGAGUCGGCAGAGGCCACCCCCCAUCACACUGUUGCGACCUCGUACCCUGGUCCACAGGGCGAAAAGUAUUGUUGGUAUGCCUGCACGGUCAAAGGCGGACGCGAAACACGCGAUUUGGACGUCAUACAGCUCGCCACCGCUGUCGAAGCCAUGGGCGCGGGCGAGUUACUCCUGAACUGUAUCGACAAGGAUGGAACCAACUCGGGCUUCGACCUCGAGUUGAUCAGAAGCGUCAAGGCGGCCGUUAAAAUACCCGUGAUCGCUUCGAGCGGAGCUGGAAAUGCGGCUCAUUUCGCCGAGGUCUUCCAAAACACCAACGUUGAUGCCGCGUUGGGUGCGGGUAUGUUCCAUCGUGGAGAGUGGACCGUCAAACAAGUCAAGGAAGAGCUACAGAAGACUGGUCUGUUGGUCAGGAGGUUUGAGGAAGACAUUUAGGAUAGAGUUUAUAGAUUCGAACGGCCUGUGGAC